GAGGAAGUAAACAACUCUAACGUUAACGGACAGCACGACUCUCGGUGGUGAAGUUAGCCGCUGCUCUAGUUGGAUGUAGCUGACAUUACAGCCACAUUUGUCAUUAUUUGCCGCCUGGGUUCGCUUGUUGGACCGUUUUCAGACAGUUUGUUUCUCGCUGGACCGGCUCUCCACAUGGCAUCUCUAGUCUGCACUUUGCAACACCAUCAAGACGAUGUCAACUGGUGUGCCUUCUCAGGACAGCUGUUAGCCACAUGUUCGGGCGACAAAACGCUCAGGAUUUACAAUGCCGACAACUUCUCAGAGCUGCCUUUCUCGCCGCUGUCAGGACACGGCUACAGCAUCCACUGCUGCUGCUUCAGUUCCUGCGGACAGUUCCUCACCUCGUGCUCCACGGAUGCGACCACGGUGGUCUGGUCCAUGGUCACGGGCGAGAUCGAGGCCGUCCUGGAGCAUCCCGGUCGCAGCCCCGUCAGGAUCUGUGCACUCUCUCCUGACUCUGUCCACCUGGUUUCUGGUGCAUCUGACGGCACUUUGGCUCUCUGGGAUUUCCCUUCCAAACAGCUGCGCAGGACGGGGGCAGUGAGUGACACCACCAUGGUAGCCUGCUCCUUCAGCCCCUGCAGUCAGGUGUUCAUGACCGGCUCCACCUACGGAGACCUGCGUCUCUGGGACCUUAACAUGAACCAGCUCCAUGCAGAGAAGAACGCCCACGACCUGGGGGUCUCCUGCUGCACCUUCGCUCCUGCCAUCCUCAGCGGUGGUCAAGUGGUACAGUUUCGUCUGGCAUCCUGUGGACAAGACAGUCACCUGAAGAUAUGGGCCAUCAACAAGUUCAGCUCUGGAGCCUACAGGAUGCAGCUCCUGCACACAUUAUCUGACCACUCGGCUCCGGUUCUCUCCUGUGCGUACUCCUCAGACGGGCAGCUGCUUGUGUCUGGGUCUGUGGACAAAACUGUGAUAAUCUAUGAUGCUAAAAAUGCGGUUUUGCUUUACACCCUGAGCCAGCACGAGAGGUACGUGACAGCAUGUUCCUUCUCUCCAACGUCACCGCUAAUUGCUACAGGAUCUAUGGAUAAGACUGUAAACAUCUGGAAGCUGGAGGACGGAUGCAGAGAGAACGGCGGGAAGUCGCUCCCUGUGGAAUCUGCUCAGACAUCAAGAGAAGGGAGAGCCUCGGCAGGCCGAUCGAAGCUGCUGGUCAGUGAUUGGUCGGAGGACGACGUGUCAGAGUGGUUGGCGGAGGAAGGCCUCGGGGGAUUGGUGGGCAAAUUCAAGGCCAACAACAUAGAUGGGACGGAGCUGCUCGGUCUCACCAAGGAAACGCUGGCGUCAGAGCUGCACAUAGAGUCAGUAGGCCUCCGCUGUAAACUCCUGAGGAAAGUGGAGGAAAUAAAGAAUGAUUCAGUGUGUUCAGGCAUUCCCGAUGAGUUCCUGUGUCCAAUCACCAGAGAGCUGAUGAGGGAACCGGUUACUGCUGCAGAUGGCUACUCCUAUGAAAGACAGGCUAUUGAGAGCUGGAUCAACACCAAGAACCGCUCCAGCCCCAUGACCAACCUCCCCUUACUGACGACUCUGCUCACCCCUAACCACACCCUGAAGAUGGCCAUCGGCCGCUGGAAGACCAGCCGCUAGCGUCCCAAAGACCUCUGCUCCCAGCGUCUCACCCAAUGUAAAUAGAAAGAGGAUACACAUCAUUUCAGGUUCAGGUGUGUUUGAUUUUGUUCCAUUUCAUUUCAGGCGUCGGAGAGGGUUUCAUGUCACUCACUUAUAAAGCUGCAUUAAGAAAUUUUUAAACUCUUGGGAGCAGAGAGACAAACUUGCAUAAUCUUACAUAUUCUUCUGGCCAGCAUAUUGGUUAUUUAUCAGUUAUCUGCUCACACACACAGCAGAGUGAGAAAAGAGCGAUAUGGUUGUCCCAGUUUUGGCCACUUCAAGUUUGCAGUCCAGUAGUUGCUUUGGUAGACUUUUAACUGAGUGAAAUUGCAGGACUGAAAGGAGAUAAUGCCGUUGGAUUCUCUCAGCACCGUGACUGCCUUUUCCUAAGUCCUUCUGGAGUUUUGCUAACACCUUUUCCCAACCUCGUGACGUUCUCCAUCGAAGUUGAGGAAAAACGUUUAAGAAAAGACACAUGAUGUAACGUUUUCGACUAUUUGAUCGCUGCGCUGGUUUGGUUUGCUGCCUCCACAGGAAGGACUAUAGAUUAAAUGUUCAACUUUCUCCAACAGUCAAUCAAUCAAGUGCUAGACAGAAAACAUCCAUAAAAUACAAAAUGUCGGCAACGCUGUAGGCUCAUAGUGUAACAAAUUAAAGUCUGAAAUGCAUGAAUAAGUGUUUUAUAACUUGGCCUUGUUCAGGUUUAACUUUUCUAAUAAUCACCUUGCCAUUGCUUGUAGCAGAAGCUAUGUAGUGAUUUUUAUUUAUAUAAUUUUUAUCAACAAAGAACCUUAAACUAUGCGGUUUAUCAUUUUUUAAAAAGCAAGUUUUAGUACUAAACCAAAAAACUGUGAGCUGUAGAAGUCUGAGAACUACAUAGAACAGAUUUGGUGAUUGAUUUGCAGUUGGAUGAGCAGCACUAACAACCACAUCACAUUACAGAGAAUAUACAGUGUCUUUAAUUGAAAUUUAAAUACACUAUUUGCACCAUCUGUAUGUAAUCUUUAUAUGUGUGUGUUUUUUUAUUUUUAGAUCGCCCUUACACUGCAGAACCUUGCUCAUUACAAACCCCACGGGAAUAGCGCUUGGCUAAGGUAGUUUAUGGUGUACUUCCCUAUAUGAACAAACAUCCAGCUUAUAUUGAAGUGUAUGACAUUAAUGAAGAGAUUUUUUUGUAAUAUUCAGAAACUGCAGUGUCCACAGUUUUAUACAAAUAGUUUAUUUUAAUGACUUGCUUAAAUAACUUGUGUUGUACCGUGAAAGGAAAAGACCUUUUACACUCCAAAGCAACAUUUUAGGGGUUAUACUGUGAAAGAAAUAGAUGUAGAAAUGCAGUCCUCCAUUAAUAUUUUAUUAUACCACAGUAAUGUUGUGGCAACAUUCUGUAUACCAUAGUAUGAAUCUGAAAAGGGGUAUGUGACGACUAUGGACAUACAGCAAUGUAGUAAGUCUCUUAAGUUGUUUUUUUUUAUCCUACACUCUGUAAAUGCUCUCUCUGUGUCCAAAUAAAUCAAUAAACACUUCAUAAGAA
Messenger RNA from Amphiprion ocellaris (clown anemonefish), 3187 nucleotides. RefSeq names its product WD repeat, sterile alpha motif and U-box domain containing 1 (gene wdsub1). Gene Ontology annotation, molecular function: ubiquitin-protein transferase activity; protein binding. The record is from RefSeq and is a predicted model, not a curated record. The coding region runs from base 175 to 1635 and encodes 486 amino acids. The transcript is spliced from 13 exons. Lineage: Eukaryota; Metazoa; Chordata; Actinopteri; Pomacentridae. Gene Ontology annotation, biological process: protein ubiquitination.